This is a messenger RNA of Mercurialis annua (annual mercury), 1107 nucleotides long. RefSeq lists its product as uncharacterized. The record is from RefSeq and is a predicted model, not a curated record. Bases 1 to 1107 code for a protein of 368 amino acids. The transcript has 5 exons. Lineage: Eukaryota; Viridiplantae; Streptophyta; Magnoliopsida; Malpighiales; Euphorbiaceae.
AUGAAGAGGCAGGAUUGGCUCAGAAGUGGAGAUAAAAAUACCAAGUUUUUCCAUGCCAAGACAAAGAAGAGACAGAGAAUGAAUGCCAUUAAUGGCAUCCGGGACUCAACUGGCUCCUGGGACCGUUUAACUUCAAGAAACCCAACGGGAAUUGCAAAUGCCUUUGCAGGCUUGGAUAUGAAAGUUACAGAUCACAUGAAUAAUGAUAUGACUAAAACUGUUACUCCUGAAGAAGUGGCACAUGCACUUUUUUCCAUUCACCCAUCGAAAGCCCCAAAAGUAUUUGGUUUCACUGGUUUCUUUUAUCACAACUACUCGUACAUUAUAGGAGAGGAAAUCACAAAAUUAGUCAUUGAAUUCUUCAACAGAUGCAGAUUCUUAAAGAGUUUAAAUCAUACAGUUAUAACUCUAAUCCCCAAAGAACAAGUUCCCACCUCAGUCAAGGAUUUUAGACCAAUCAAUCUCUGCUCGGUGUACUACAAAAUAAUAUCCAAAAUUCUAACAACAAGGCUCCAAAAGACCUGGGGUUUUGAUGAAAGGGUUAUAGGCUGGAUUUUGGAGUGUAUCACUUCUAUAUCUUAUUCGAUUCUCAUCAAAGGAGAACCUAAGGAUUUCUUCCAACCAUCAAGAGGACUCAGACAAGGAGAACCAUUAUCACUUCUGAUUUUUGUCCUAUGUGCAGAAGGGUUAUCACACCUGAUUAAGAGAGAAAUUUCCAACCAGCAGUUAACAGAGGCUAUAAGGAGAAUUAUGGAUUCUUAUGGCACUUGUAGUGGUCAGAUCAUAAACUUGGAAAAAUCUUCGGUGUGUUUUAGUCGAAAUACCGGUUCCUUAGUGCAGCAGAACAUUUUGAGCAAUCUGAAGCUAUAUCUUAUAAAAGCGGAAGAUAAAUAUUUAGGGCUCUCAACACAGAUUCAACGCUCCAAAAAUAUAACCUUUGCAGGUCUGCUGACAACACUUCAAAAUAAGCAUAGUGGUUGGAAAGAGCAAUUCUUAUCCCAAGGGGAAAAGGAAAUCCUGAUUAAAGCUGUAUUGAUGGCCAUCACAGUAUAUGCUAUGAUGUGCUUUUUUCUACCCAAGUCACUUUGUUCCCGUAUCAAUAGCUGA